Messenger RNA from Malaya genurostris, 1499 nucleotides. Its product is annotated as thiamine transporter 1-like. Gene Ontology annotation, cellular component: plasma membrane. Gene Ontology annotation, molecular function: vitamin transmembrane transporter activity. The coding region runs from base 148 to 1428 and encodes 426 amino acids. The transcript is spliced from 2 exons. The record is from RefSeq and is a predicted model, not a curated record. Gene Ontology annotation, biological process: transmembrane transport; vitamin transport. NCBI's taxonomy places the organism in Eukaryota, Metazoa, Arthropoda, Insecta, Diptera, Culicidae.
CCAAUUACAUUCAAAACAGGUUUAGUUUGCAAGUGAAAUCUCACGACUCGAUCUCUGUCUGUAAUCAUCUACCGAACUGCUACUGAUAAUGAAUGUUGGUGUAAUCAAGUGUGGUUGGCUCGUGCAAUCGGGUGCAAAGUCACGGCCAUGGAAAAGUGGCAGAAAGUUUCGUUAGUAUUGUGUUGCGUCGGUUUCCUGAAUGAAUUCCGACCGAAUGAACCAUUUCUCUACCAAUUCCUGACUGGACCGUGGCACAACAUCACCAUCGAACAGGCCGUUCAGGAUCUGUUUCCCAUCAUCACCUACUCGUACGUGUCGCAGCUGGUGGUAGUAUUUCUCAUCACGGACUACUUCCGGUAUAAGCCACUGAUUAUCGUGUCCGGGCUGACCGGGACAUUGCUGUGGAGUACACUGACAUGGGGCAGAUCGUUACAAGCGUUGAAGUUCGUGCAAGUACUCUACGGUACGAACAACUCCACCGAAAUCGCCUAUUGGACGUACAUUUAUGCCAAGGUGGACCGAAAGCACUAUCAGAAGGUCACGUCACACAUUCGUUCGGCUGCGUUAUCUGGACGGUUUUUGGCAUCAACCGUAUCGCAAAUCCUUGUCCACUUUCAAGUCAUGGAUUACCUUGAAUUGAAUUACCUUUCGCUGAGUGCGCAAAUUGCCGCGACAGUCUGUGCUUUCCUGCUACCGAGUGUUCCUAAAAGUAUCUACUUCCACCAACGUCCACCAGGUACCGGUGAAGAACUGGAACUGAAUCCGAGUCAGAAAAUCACACCCAGUUCAACGUGGAGUCGUGCGAGUACUCAGCUUUGGGUUCAUUUCAAAUCUGCUUACACCAAUCCAACCGUCAUUCGUUACAGUAUUUGGUAUUCGCUAUCAAUGAGCUUCCACUACCAAAUCACUUCGUACGUGCAGGCUCUGUGGUCUACGAUUGGUGGUCCGAACACCGAACUUUGGAACGGAGCAGUGGAAGCCAUUUGUACACUGAUGGGUGCUCUGAUGGCCCUGAUAGCCGGUUUCGUGCCACCCUCAUGGCUUCAAGUACACACCAUACUCCUUGGGUUGACCCUGAUUGCCGCACUAGAAAGCCUCGGGUUGCUGGUAGCAACUGUCACAUCAAGUCUCAUGGUUUGCUACGUCGGAUAUACUUGGUAUGGAAUUUUACAUACCUUUGCGAUAACGUUGGUUAGUUCGGAAAUAGCAAAACACAUUUCCGACGACAGUUUUGCGCUCAUCUUCGGUAUCAACACGAUGAUGGGACUAGUUUUACAAACCCUGAUGACCGUUAUCGUGGUCGACAGCGUUGGGUGGUUGGCGUUAGGCAUCCGAGAUCAGUUUACUGUGUACGGCUUUGGUUUUCUGGCCGUUGGAGCAUUGUUCGUAGUGUUUCUACUAAUCGAAUUGUACCGAAAUAAACGAUAGUCUGUACAAUAACUUCAUUAUUCGAAAAUAUAGUCUUGUCAUAAUCUUACUUAAUUUUGUAGUAUUUCUAG